AUGCCCGACGCAUCUUCAACCCCCUCGUCGCUAUCUGCUGCGGCUCACGAGGACUUCGUUACCUUCCUCUCAGCCCGCCAUAAAGAAAUUCGCCAGCAUGGAACUAUGACGAUUUGCAUUCCUAGUGACGGUGAGAUCAGCGUUUUGCCGACCUUUCGAUGUUUCGAAGCCAGUCUUCGCAACCUCUACGACAAGUAUCAGGUCGAUCCAACGAUUGCAAGACGGCUUCCGAUGUACUUUAGGACCUUGGACGAGAUUCUGACAUCUAUCGCUGCUGUCGACACGAAAUGGAGUCUCAAGAGCCGUCAUAAUCUACCACUAAUGCAUACCUCGUGGUCACCCGAGGUAAUUGAGGCAAGUUCUGAAGAAGCCAGAAUGGCUGGUCGGAAGAGAUACACAGAUGCUGUGGCCGGCUUUGCAUUUGCAGCAUGUUCUCAAGUCUUCAUUGACGGUCUGAAGCCUCAAGUCUACCAAGGCGAAAGCUCUGAUGAAGUGAUCCGUUUGAAGGAGAGAUUUAUGACAGACUUGACAUUUGCAUUCAAGGAAGAGUUUCUAUGUACUCACUGCACGGAUAAAGUUGGGUUCACAUAUACGCUGCUACAGUUGGAAAGAUUAAAUAUUCAGAUGGUGAAGAGUCUUGGGCAUUAUCGGGCAUCAUACGGCAUGAUCUGCAUGACUCGCUCUUCCCUCCACUUUUGCUUUCGAGUCAAACAACCCCCGCUUCACCGAAACAUUCCCAUCAUGGCCGAACUUGCGACAGAAUUAGACAGACCAGACCUAGUCGACGACAACGGGCAGUAUAGUGCUCUUGUCAAGCCCUUAUCGCCCACGGUUGAGGUGGUCAAUGGGCACACCACUGAGAUGAGGAUUUUGAGCAAGAAGCUAAAGAAGAAAAAGAAGAAGAGUGGUAAAGAAGAGAAACUACUGAGCGAACCUCAGCCAAUCCAAUUUCCUUCUGUUAAUGGCCAAGAAACGAUUUCUGGAGAAGAAUCCUUAGCUGUUGAGCCAGUCAUAGCGGUAGAGGAUCAAGAACCGCUGUUCGCUGUUCCUGAGAACAUCCUAGAAGCCGCACUGCCCGAAGAAGAUCCAGUUCCAGAGGCCGAAAGCGGUCAUGAGUUAUUAACUGAGACUCCACUUCCAGGGCACAUCAAUGGUGCCACGGAGAUUGAUAUACCGCCACCAGCCCCUGAGCCACAGGAGCUCAUAUAUCUACCAUUCAGCGCCCAGCAUAAACUCAUGGUGCAUCUGCAGGAGCGCCUCGAGACCAUGUGCUUUUCUUUCGCACAGCGCGUCAUGCCGCAUGCUCUCGAAGGUCGCGGCUGGGAUUGUCCGGAAAUGGUUCAGCUGCAUCACUGGAUGAAAGACUCUAUUUUUCAGCGCUACGCGGAGCAAAGGGUUCCGGACGAGGAACAGCGCGAUCAAUUGCUCAAUUCUGUUAUCGAAAUUCGGCGUUGCGCUGUUGAUCGCAAGCGAAUCGAUACGACUACGUUAGAGGCUCUCCUCUCCUCCGCUUUGGAACUAGCCAAUGUUCUCGCGGAGCAAACUUCAGUCAAUGAGCUUGAGCAAUUACGAGACAAUGUCAUUCAAACAAGUCAACGGCUUGCAGAUGAAAACCAGAUACUGCAAGCCAGAUACGAGACGAAGUUGCAGGAGAUCACUGCUGGUCGGGCGAGCAAGUACCAACUGCCGGUUGUAGCGUGA
Messenger RNA from Fusarium oxysporum Fo47, 1701 nucleotides. RefSeq lists its product as uncharacterized. The transcript is spliced from 5 exons. NCBI's taxonomy places the organism in Eukaryota, Fungi, Ascomycota, Sordariomycetes, Hypocreales, Nectriaceae. The record is from RefSeq and is a predicted model, not a curated record. Bases 1 to 1701 code for a protein of 566 amino acids.